Molecule: messenger RNA, 5573 nt
Organism: Linum trigynum
Lineage: Eukaryota; Viridiplantae; Streptophyta; Magnoliopsida; Malpighiales; Linaceae
Source: the annotation of a GenBank genome assembly
GUGUCCUUCCUGAAAGCACCUCCACUCGUUUGGUGAAUGUAUAGUACAAUCAAAGAAAGGAACUAUGUGCAAUGUGUGUGCAACACAUGUGAGUAGUGUGGUAUGGUCAAUUAUGAAACAUUAAUAUGAUGCAACUAUGUGAACUCUAAGUUUUUUUUAUGUAGUCGGACAGUGGUGGAUUCAGAAAUACAAGUCAAAGUUCAUAAACUCUAACAUUACAAUUCACAUUUCAUAAAUUCCAAUAAUGUAUUUUUCAUAUAUUUCAAUAUUUUUGUGUUAGACAAUUAUUUACAAGUUGAUCGCCUAUUUAAUUUUGGAAUUUGUUCUUGAUAUAAGUUAAAACUGGGAAAAACUUGCAAAACUUAUUAUUACGAACGAUAAAAUUAAUACUAGUUUUAGAAGCAACAAGACUAAUAAAUUUAGCAGAUUAUUUUCUCUCUUUACCGCCAACUCUACACAAACCAAAAUAAAUAUAACCUUCAAUAAGGAAACGCUCACCUAGUCUAAUCAUACUAAGAACCACGGAUUUAGAAACUCUAUCGUACCAGCCGAUCCGAUCGGAUAUCAUACCUAAAAAAAUUGAUAAUUUUAGCGAUAUGAAGCGGUUGAACCACAAUUUUAAUAUACAAUAUCAUAUUACUAACUUUUUUUAUAUAACUUUCGGCACGGUUUCACAAUUAAAGCACUUUUACUAUGUUAUAUAGCAUUGGUGCUUUAAUGUACAACUUGAUGUUGUACCAUAACAUUAAAUAUAUGAGUUCAAAAUCGGAUAGCACCAAGUUGUAUAUUAAAGUAACAAUGUUAAAUGAUAAUAUAAAAUUCUUCUCACAAUUAUGGCUAAAAGCCUAAAACACGACCACCAAUUGACCCAACCCACCAUUAUUUCCUCUUCAAUUAGGUUUAUGACUCAGCCCACCUAUAUUUUGCUCUUAUGUUGGCCUACGUUUAAGUUAAGCCCACUAGAGCCUUGUGAAUCGAACAUAAUCCAGCUCCAAUUAGAAUACUUUUGAUAUGAUUUUAGCCUGGUGGACCUAUACCGUCGAUCCAAACGCCCAAGCUAAUUUUUUUUGUUUUUCAAAGUCAGAGGGUUAAAUAGACGGUCAUACAAAUGAAGAAAGAAGAGCGCGAAAGUCGACCAAUAGUCGAACUCCCGAUGAAAGAGUCUUGCGUGCCUAAGCUAACUUACAAUUUGGAUACAAUUACCUAGGAAAUGGAAAUUUGUAAAUGUAUAGUGUAUACCUAAGGAUAGUAACAAAACCCGAACCCAUGGGUACCCUACGUCCCUACCUAACCCAAUCCAGUCAACGCGGGUAAAACUCGUGUUGACGGAUUUUGGUAUGGGUUGGUUUGGGUUUAGGUAAACCCGCCCCAUGGGUACCCGCCAACACUCAUAUAAUUAAUUUUUUCGGGUUAUUUAAUAUUCUAAACAAUAUAUCUUCCUUAAACAACUAAUCUUCUUUAUGUUUGUGGAGACAUGUCUAAUUUGUUCUUUUUAAUUAUGUACAAUGAAGUUGAUAUUAUGGAAUGGAGAGUGAAGACGCUUAGUUGACAAUGAGAAAGGAGCUUUCAAUUAAUCAUGUUGUUUAUAGAUGUUUAUCUUUAAUUUUGAAUAAUUUGUAUUGAUAAUUUAAGGUUUGCUUGUAUGCUCUAGAUUGGUGUUUUUUUAUGGAUAAUUUUUAUGAGAAAACUUACGUUAGGCUUUUAUUUUGAAAGAGACUUGUUAUUGUAAAUUUUGUACAAAAAAAAAAAUCCAUUGGUACCCAUGAACCCGCGAAAACCCAGCAGGUUGAGUUGGGUUUGAGUUUUUCAAACCCAGCGGAUUUUACCCCGAAUUUUUUGGCGGAUAAACCUAUGGGUUUGGCAAAACCCGCCCCAACACGUCCCAUUGACAUCCCUAUGUAUACCACCAGGGGUGGAGCUAGGUAGGCCCUAAGUAGGGAUGACAACAAAAUCCGAACCCAUGGGUACCCACCCGACCCAACCCGCGUUGACGGGUUUUGGGCCGGGUUCAGGUUUAAACCGCUACACUGUUCACCGGGUUGGGUUGGAUUUGAGUUUAGGUAAACUCGCCCACACACAUAUAAUUACUAACCCGGUAUAUUAAAUAUUCGGGUAAAUUACAAGAUUGGUCACUCGGAUUGUUAAAAACGUUCAUAUUUGGUCACUAAAAAUAUUUCAUUCCAUUUUCAGGGGAGAUUCCGUCCAACUUUCAGCCGAUUUGGAGCUGCAGCUAGUGAAUAUGUCGUUUAAUGACUUCUCGCCACCAAGUUUUGGGAAGCUACAAUGGCUGGACUCGAAUUAGUUAUACGACACUCUUCCAUCGGUGAUGCCAACUGCUCGUCGCUUAAGCGGCUGAGUGCGGAGGAGAACAAGUUAAGAGGUUCGAUCCGUCGUUUAUUUUUAGUGACCACGAAUGAAAUUAAAUAUUUUUAGUGAUCAAAUAUGAACGUUUUUAGUAAUCUCAGUGACCAACUUUGCAAUUUACCCUUAAAUAUUCUAAGCAAUAUAUCUUCCUUAAACAACUAAUAUUCUUUAUGUUUGUGGAGCGCAUGCAUAAUUUGUUUUUUCUAAUUGUUUAGAAUGAAGUUGAUAUUAUAGAGUUGAGAGUGAAUAAGCGUAGUUGACAAGGAGGAAGAAGCUUUCAAUUAAUCAUGUUGUUUAUAGAUGUUUAUCUUUAAUUUUGAACAAUUUGUAUUGAUCAUUUCCGGUUUGCUUGUAUGCUCUAGAUUGUUUUUUUUUUAUAUGAAUAAUUUGUAUGAGACAAUUGAUAUUAAACUUUUAUUUUAAAAGAAACUUGUUAUUGUUAAAAAUUUUACCACAAAAAUCCACGGGUACCCAUGAACCCGCGGAUACCCAGCGAGUUUUACCCCGGUUUUUUUUGGCAGAUAAACCCAUGGAUUUGGGUUUGACAAAACCCACCCCAACCCAACCUAUUGUCAUCCCUAGCCCUAACGGGGCCCGACACCCCGAGAAUUUUGGAGUUACGUACAAAAUUUCGUAGGACUUGGGUAAAUUACGUACAAAUUCAAGGAUAGUUAUAUAUAUACGUCUAGACGCAAUAUUAAUUCAUAUUCAUCGUUGAUGGUUCAAUGUUUGAAUAAGGCUAAACUGCAAGUUUGGUCACUAGAAUUACAUCAAAAGUUCACGUUUGCCACUAAAAUUAAUUUAUUCCAUCCGUAGUCUCACUUAAAUUAGGUUAACAAUCCAAGUUUGGUCACUGGCCGUUAGUCUCCGUUAACUUUUACUGAUGUGGCGGUCAACUCUUAUAGUUGACCGUUAAAUGAAUGACAUGGCAAUUAAAAAAAUAAAAAAUAAAUUAUUUUUAUUUCCACCUAAUUAUUAUAAAGUUUAAAAAAACCAUUGAAAUGGCAGUGGCCAGCAAUUCUCUCCAUCAGAAUCAGCCAGUCCCGACGCCGCCGCCGCCGCCUCCUUUACCGACAUCCAGCGUCAGCGCCCUUCAGCAUCACCAUCACCAUCACCAGCAGCAUUUCUGUUCCCUACUGGAGAUGAUUGAAAUUGGGCUCUACUUAUGGGUUUCUAAGUUUCCCCUGUUCAUCAUUCUUCUUACAUUCUAAUUUUAGUUUCGUUCAUGGUGGUUUUGUUCUGUUCUCCAUUGUGGAAAAUCGACUAAAACCGGCAAUUUCAAUGGUUUUUUUUAAUUUUUAUAACAAUUAGGUGGAAAAUAAAAAAUAAUUAUUUUUAUUUUUUUAAUUGACACGUCACUUAUUUAACGAUCAACUAUAAGAGUUGACCGUCACAUCAGCAAAAGUUAACGGAGACUAACGAUCAGUGACUAAACUUAGACUGUUAAGCUAAUUUAAGUGACUACGGAUGGAAUAAAUUAAUUCUAGUGGCAAACGUGAAUUUUUUAUGUAAUUCUAGUGACCAAACUUGCAAUUUAACUGUUUGAAUAGCCUUACUAUUGCUUUCCCAACGCGGGUUCAAACCUCAGAAGUAUCGAUUUUUAUAUGUUUUUUUUCCUUAGGGUUAUUUUAUUUAUAUAAUUAUUUAUUUAUUCAAACAAUAAUGUGAUGAAAUUUUGUUUUCUAUUUUUGAAAAUAGUGAAAAACAUUUUAUAUAUAUAUAUAUAUAUAUAUAUAUAUAUAUUGAAAUGCAUGAUUAAUUUUUUUCUCUAGUUUUUCAUUUGUUUAUAAUAUAUUAUAGUAAUAAUUAUACCUUAGAGCGAUUUUAAUUAUCUCACCCAAUCUUGUCAUAAUAAUAAAAUUUGAAUUUUUUUUUAUAUUAUCUUAUUUUUUUCUCUUUUUUGUAAUAGUACACUAAAGUACUCCGACCCCCCGAGGCUCAAAUCCUGACUCCGCCCAUGCAUACCACUGUGGAUAAAUAAAUACAUAGCACUGUAUAAUAUAUUAAGUGCAUACCAGAAAAUAGAAAUCACCGAAUUGAUAUAAAAAAUUGCCUAAUGCAUGCUAGAAACGUUCAAAUGCGUACUACUACUGCGGAAAUUAGGGUUGAAUCUCGGCCAGAUCCAUUCAUGACCCUGUAAAAAUCUCGUUCGAUCUGCACUUGCAGGAUCAAUUUAUAAAACUUAUAUGUCCCACAUGUAUUUCCUAUUGACCUUGUCUGACCCGCUCAGGUAGGACAGGGUCAGACCGAAUCAGCGGAUCGGUUCAAAUCAAUCAACAAACUGAUUUUUUGAAAAUCACAUAUUGGUACCCAAAUUUAUAUUUUCUCACAAUUUAGUAUCUAAAAUAUUGUUUUUUCAACAAAUAAGGUCCAUAAAUUUUAGUGGUACUAUUACGUUUUAGUAUCUUUUUAUUUUGUCUUGCAUUAUAUUAUCUGAAAUUUUAAACCUUUACAAAUAGGUCCAAUCUAUUCGCACCCUAUCCUCUCCCAAUUUUAAAUCACUAGUUGUUGCUAUGGUUGAUAAGGCAGAAAAGCCACCCUGCCCUAAUUUGACCCGACUCUACUCAAUCCUUACCAGGACAAAAGAUGAUCCGAUUCUAAACUUCCCUAUGGACAAACUAAAUCAACUCGACUCUCACUCCAAACCGAAUCAGAUCGGUGAGUAUAUAGGGGUCACCCUUACGGCCCUAGUAUAAAUACAUAUGGUAUAAAAAAUUUGAAUGCAUACCAGAAAUUUGAUUCAUACAAGUAACAAUAGAAUACUAUACAUGCCAAUAAUUACCAAAAGUACAUACCAAUACUAGAUAAAUAAUGCAUACCAAAUUCCCAUCGUAUAAAGUGAUCAUACAAACUCAAUUUGAUGAAUCAUUCGUGACCAAGAAAUGGAGCUGAUAAAACUAUAUAUAAAGUGAUCAUACCAAAUUCCCAUAACGACGAAGACCACCAAAAAAGUGAGUGGCGAGAAUAUCACAUUCUCCAGAAUAAGCUUUUCUUUCAUCUUUGUUGAGAAUUGUUCCUCCCUGUCUAGUCCUUUUUGAUUGCGGAUUAUCGUUUCUCUCUUCUUCUUCCUGUUUUAAUUUCCUCUUGUGUGUAGGAAUUAACGACGUGUAUGGAGGAAGAUACGAUACCUGCCGACCCGACAGUAUGCAUUAAAAAGCUAGGCUCUGUGUAUAUAUCAAGUGGCUUGAGAAUAAUUUAACACCAAUUCA